Molecule: messenger RNA, 1083 nt
Organism: Peronospora belbahrii
Lineage: Eukaryota; Oomycota; Peronosporomycetes; Peronosporales; Peronosporaceae
Source: the annotation of a GenBank genome assembly
AUGCUGUUAGCAUUGGGUGUAUUCCUGCUAGUAUUCGUGGCUGUGCUGCUGCUUAUGGCCUUUGUAGCCAUUACGUGGGACCACGAUAUCGCGCAGAAAUAUGCGGCUCUCCCUGCCCCCGCCGAUCUCGGGACUCGGGAGUUUCGCUGGCGCUGUUGGUUGUCGCCGCUCACGCGCCGCAACUGGCGGACCUCCAUACUGCGCAGCCCGUGCCCGCGCAUCACGCUACAGUGCCCGUUUGCACUACUGUCUGCCGAUUUCGCCAAGCUAGCGACAUCUCUGAGUCUGCCCAAGCUGUCGCUGGAGCAGUUACCCUUCUUGUUCCCCCAGAUCGCCAUAGGCAGUCUCUUUCUGCAGCUGUUUGGCAACUCCCACUUCCCUGCCAGCGUGCGCUGCAUGCGUCUCAAGGCACUCACUGUUGUGCAUCUGCGACCGCUAGAUAUGAGCUUUCCUUCGCAGGAUGGGGUAACGCCGGUUGCUCCUGAGCUUAAGUGCAUUAUGGUUCUAACAGAAAAGCGGUUUCUUGAAGACGAGAUUGAGUUUAUUGUGCAGACAGACUUACUCGACGAGCUAGGCACCGUCUGGCAAUCAGUUACGUCGUUCUCCAUACCUUUUAAUCAGGAAACGCUGCUUGUACCGCUAUCCGUAUCUUCAUCGACGCUCGAUCUGAGUCUAGUAGUCCGUGCUAAGUCAAAGCAUCAAGCGAACUCCUUUGGAUGCUCGAAGCGAAAUCUCAGAGAGUUUGAGGAGGUCAGCGUAGUAGGCGUAGUGCAGACACCAACCAGUUCAAAAGACACGAUGCCGUUGAUGUGGAUGAUGGGACGUGCGACAGGUGUGCUGCAACAGCAAGGCCGCGUGCCGCAGCUGCCAAUGAUGUGCAAUUGCAUUUUCGGAGAGAAGAUCGUCUCUGUACCGUUGCAAAAGAAGAUUGAGUUGCAUUCUUGGAUAAGUGAGGAGGAUAUUCAACCACAAAAACAAGUUACUAAGUUCACUGCUGACGUUGAUGGCGAGAAUGUUGUGACAGGCAUCCUACGCACCGUUGGAUGGGUAUUUCCCGGACAGGACGAAAUGCCCAAGCAAUAG